UUAAAUGCAAUAAUCUGUUAUAGUGAAAAGAUUUAAAGUUCAUUUUAUUAAUAGUUUAUGGAAUUUAAUUAAAAGAGUGAAUAAAUCCAAUAAUACAAAAGACCAAAGCAAAGUUAACACAAACAAUAGAAAAAUCGGUAAAAUGGCCACCACUGCUGAUUUGCCAAGCUCCAAUGAACGACACUAUUACGCCAAAUUGGAGGCUAUAAAGGAUAUACGCGAUAAAACUGUAUCAUUAGAGAAAUUAAAAGUACGCAUUAUUAAGGAGGUAAAGUUGAGUGAUGAUGAGGAUAAAUGCCUGGAUGAAUAUCGCAAAGAAUUAGAACAUUUGCUGGAAGAGAAGAUGUCGCAUGUUGAAGAAUUGCGUCAAAUACAUGCUGACAUCAAUGACAUGGAAAAUGUAAUUAAACAAACAAAAGAAAAUCAAACGCGUUCCGUAGAUAUGGCUAAUCGACACUAUGAGGAAUAUUUGGCCUUAAAGUAUCAAAUAGAUCAUAUGCGACGUGACUACUUGGGCUUAAGUCCGCUAAGAGAUUUGCAUGAAGAGGAAGGUAGUCCUAUAUCGAAAGAUCGUUUUCCAACCAACUUUUUAAAAGUAGCCGCUCAAAGUGCAGCCGCGGCAGCAGCUGCUUCGUCAAAUCAAGCCUCUUCAUUGGCUAGACCCCAUCCCAGACAUCCAUUGAUGCCCGAAGCGACUGUCACCGCAUUGCCGCCUUCAGCACCAAAUAGUGUGGGCGCUAAUCCAGGAGCGCCACCCACUGGAGGUCAUGCUUUUAUGCCACCUGCUCCUCCGGGCUCCGGAACAAAUGCUUCUUCCGCUGUACGUUUGGGUAAAGGAGAUUUUUCAGCACCACCUCCUCCACCACCUCCCUCCAGUCGUCUGCAACAAGCUCCUUCCAUAGGAUUAGGACAUCAUCCUACUUUUCGCUCCGAUUUCAAUGUCAACUUAAGACAACAGCCGCCUCCCAUGAAAUCGUGUCUUUCAUGCCAUCAACAAAUACAUCGUAAUGCUCCCAUUUGCCCAUUAUGUAAAGCUAAGUCUCGUUCUCGUAAUCCCAAGAAACCAAAAAAGAAAAAUAAUUAAUUUGUAGUUUUACAGGCAAAGAAGGAACGGUUGUGUGCUUAAUGAUAGCAGUGUUAUACCUAUGAUAAUAAAUAUUUAUGAAUUAGUUAUCAAAUUGAAUGUGGAUUACUAUGCCUGGGAUAACAAACUUCUAAAGUUCAUUUUUAUACCCAUCAUAAU
Molecule: messenger RNA, 1243 nt
Organism: Calliphora vicina (urban bluebottle blowfly)
Lineage: Eukaryota; Metazoa; Arthropoda; Insecta; Diptera; Calliphoridae
Product: zinc finger C4H2 domain-containing protein
Exons: 1
Coding region: 143-1084 (313 amino acids)
Biological process (GO): positive regulation of neuron differentiation
Cellular component (GO): nucleus
Source: RefSeq, a predicted model, not a curated record